GUAGUCCUCCACGGUUACACUCUACCGCGCAUGCGCAGAUGAGGGGUGGGCGGGCAGUAUGCUGCCAUGGCCCCGUCCAUGGACGUGUUGUGCUGGGAGAUGAAAACGAAAGCACAGUUCGGCAGGAUACGGUCACUGGUGGACACCGGUUGUUGAAUUCCAGGAUGAACGACAUGAACCUGAGUCCUGUGGGCAUGGACCAGCUCAGUGUGCCCUCAGUGAGCGCAGGCCACCUGGGUCUGCCAGCCUCCCCCACGCACAACCCCAUCCCCGCUCCAGGCAUGCCAGUGGCCAUCCCCAGCCUGGGUCCUUCCCUUGGCUCCCUCCCCUCCGCCCUCUCGCUGAUGCUGCCCAUGGGUCCGCUGAGUGACCGAGGAGUGAUGUGUGGCCUGCCAGAGAGGAACUACUCCUUGCCCCCUCCUCCUUACCCCCACCUGGAGAGCAGCUACUUCCGACACAUACUGCCAGGUAUUCUGUCUUAUCUGGCAGAUCGUCCACCACCUCAAUACAUUCACCCCAGCAGUCUUAACAUGGACGGGACCCUCUCUGUGGCCAGCAACAAUCCCUCAGGUCUGGACCCCUACAGCGGCCCCGGGGGCCCACUGGAGCAGGGCCUGGUGCCUAUGGAUUCCAGACAGGUCAGUGGGCAGGGAGACCUCCACCAGUCCGGUGCUCAUCAUGAACUGGACUCUACGGGAUUGGCCAUGGAGUCACGCGUCAGCAGCCCAAUGUCCCCUGAUAGGAUGGGAGAGGACCUGGGCACCAUGGAUGGAGUGUCUGACACUCAGCAGCAGCUCGGCGGGGGAAGGCAGCCUCAGCCCCACGAGGGCUUGACCGGGGUGGACUCAUCUGGCAGGGUGUUGCCCCUGAACGGGCCGCCCGUGCUCGAACUUCCAGUGGUGAUGGAGCCAGAUCACAUGGGCGGCCGAGUCGGGAACGCCGGAGGAGGAGCAGGGGGCCUCGGGGAGCAGCUCCACUCGAACGGAGAGCUGAGCUCAGGAGUCGUCAGUGUGGUUCUCACCGGCUCCAUGGCCAAUCAGGGCCAGCUGGAGCCGGUGCCUCUCCACGGACACUCUGGGAUGGGGCUGGAGUCGGUGAACGUGUCCACCAUUACUGCAGAAGUCACCCUGGGGCCCGAAAACAACCUGGUGUUGGUGAACUCCACCUUGCAGCUCGAGGAUUCCACCUCCAACAAGGAGAACAUGGUCACUGCCUACACCAUCUGGUGCACACUAUGUGAGCGCUCGUAUUCCUCCGAUUGCCCGGAGCACGGCCCAGUCACCUUCAUCCCUGACGCACCCAUCCAAAGCCGGGCUCGCCUCUCUCUGCCACGUCCACUGUGCCUGCGCAUCUCAGUGGCCGAUGAGCCACUCGGAGUAUUUGCACGGGAUGUCAUCCCUCCAAGGACCUGCUUUGGACCAAUGGUCGGCCAGCAUUGCAGCAAUGUGGAUCUGUCCGAUUGGCCAGAAAAGGACACGCCUCAGAUUUGGAAGAUGUAUCACAACAACGUGCUGGAAUUCUACAUCGUCACAACGGACGAGAAUGAAAGCAACUGGAUGAUGUUUGUCCGCAAGGCGAGGACUCGUGAGGAGCAGAACCUGGUGGCAUACCCUGCCAACGGUAAACUCUUUUUCUGUACAACCACAGAGAUCCACCCGGACCAAGAGCUGCUUUUCUAUUACAGCCGAGACUACUGCAGGAUGAUGGGUGUUCCUCAGGUGCCCGAGGGCCAGAUCUGCCAGUGUGGAAAAGAGUGCUCCUCCUUCUCUGAGCUCAAGUCUCAUCUCGGCAGCCAUAACAGCAACCACAGCCAUACUCAAGAUCCACACAGCCACAGCCCAUCACAUCCGGACCAUUCGCAGCAGCAGCAGCUACAACAACAACAACAACAACAACAACAACAACAACAACAGCGGCAACAAGAGCAGCAACCUCAGCAACAGCAACACACUCACCAGGAAGAGAAGCUGACCAAUGGGACCUCUAGCUCUUCGUCCUCACCGUGGCCCUGCCAUGCUCACGCUGCGGGACAAACAAACAAUGACAACAAUAACAACAGCAUGAGCAGCAGCAGCAGAGGCAGCGCUAAUAGAAACUCUAGUAAUGUUAAUUCAAGAGCAAAAGGACAGGGCCACGUGCGGGAGAAGAAAUUCAAGUGCAGCAUGUGCUCGCGAGCUUUCAUCACGUCCACCAAGCUCAACGUGCACUUCAUGGGGCACGUGGGGAUGAAGCCUCACAAGUGUGAAUACUGCAGCAAGGCCUUCAGCGACCCCAGCAACCUCAGGAUGCACCUCAAGAUUCACACAGGUCAGAAGAACUAUCGGUGCACAGUUUGCGAGAAGUCGUUCACGCAGAAGUCCCACGUGGCGUCGCACAUGCUCAUCCACACCGGAGCGGAGAAGCUCAAGUGUGACCUCUGCGACCGGGCUUUCAUCAGGAAGCACGACCUGAAGCAGCACAUGUUCUCUCACACGCACGAGCGGCGCAUACAGUGUCCAAAGUGCAACAAAGACUUCCUCAAGACCAACCACCUGAAGAAGCACAUGAACUCUCACGAGGGUCGCAGAGACUUUGUCUGCGAGAAAUGCCACAAAGCUUUCCUCACCAAAUACCACCUCACCCGUCACCUCAAGAUAUGCAAGGGGCCCAAGUCGGAAAGAGCGUCCCGCAAGGGGCGGGAUAUAGACGAGGAAGAGGAGGAGGAGGAGGAGGAGGAGGAUGAUGACGAAGAAGACAGCAGGGGAGGAGGAGAAGGAGGAGAGAGAUUGGAUGACUCUGCCACUAAUGAAGACUGUGGUUUAGAUGUUGGAGGAUAUAACUCUGAAAAGUCGCUGUCGCCGCCUCAUUGACGACACUGUGCCUCUUUAAAAUGUCUUGUUUGUUUAUUUAUUCACUACAAGGCCGAUGUUUACCUCUAGUUUUUGCCAAAUGUCUACAAUAUUUAUUGUAACAUCAUAAUCAAUUGCCACAUUUGACAUAAUUAAACUAUGAAAAAUCUGAUAUUUGUGUUUCUCAUAAGAAUAACGGUGCUUCGACAACAAUCUUCAUAUCACAAAGACCUGACUAUUUUUCCGUAGCUAUUCUUUUCUUCUUUUUUCAUUUAACUAAAGCCUGUGCAAUACUAUCGGUUGAUGGAAUUCCUAUAAGCUAGCGUUAAUAAUUGUCCUUCAAUCUGACUGUGUGUACGCCUGAUCUUUUCAUUGUUUUCCUUAACGUUGGUCGUGAUUUCUGAUGCCGUGUUCUCACGUUAGAGACCUGAUCCUAAUGUAAUGGCUAAAUGCUCUGGGCUUUUACUCUUUAUUUAUUAAAAACAGGUUUUAUUUUUGUC
Molecule: messenger RNA, 3328 nt
Organism: Scophthalmus maximus (turbot)
Lineage: Eukaryota; Metazoa; Chordata; Actinopteri; Pleuronectiformes; Scophthalmidae
Gene: prdm4
Product: PR domain containing 4
Exons: 12
Coding region: 39-2849 (936 amino acids)
Biological process (GO): regulation of transcription by RNA polymerase II; cell fate commitment
Cellular component (GO): nucleus; cytoplasm
Molecular function (GO): RNA polymerase II cis-regulatory region sequence-specific DNA binding; DNA-binding transcription factor activity, RNA polymerase II-specific; histone deacetylase binding
Source: RefSeq, a predicted model, not a curated record